Acipenser ruthenus (sterlet) is the source of this 546-nucleotide messenger RNA. Its product is annotated as testis-expressed protein 30. The transcript is spliced from 4 exons. The record is from RefSeq and is a predicted model, not a curated record. NCBI's taxonomy places the organism in Eukaryota, Metazoa, Chordata, Actinopteri, Acipenseriformes, Acipenseridae.
AUUCUAACACAUGGAGCUGGAGGAGACAUGAACUUCCGUCAUCUGGUUUCAAUAACAACUUUUCUUGCUUCAAAUGGGAUUCAUUGUGUCAGAUCUACCUGUAAAGGGCUGAACCUUUGUUAUAGAGUCAAUGCUUAUAAAGCUGUUGUGGAAUACAUAAGGAAUUCAAAGGAGUAUAAAGUAAAUGAUCUUUUCCUUGGAGGGCGUUCUAUGGGAGCAUGGGAGCUGCUGCUGCUGUGGUGAAACAACUAACAGAACAAUGAUGAUGACAUCCGGGGCCUCAUAUGCCUGUCAUAUCCACUGCACCCACCAAAGCAGCAAAAGAAGCUUCAGACAAGUGAUCUGCAACUUGUGCAGAACCCAGUACUUUUCCUGUCAGGAACUGCUGAUAAAAUGUGUGAAAAGAGCUUGCUGGAAGGAGAAGUAAGCAAAAUGGUGGCACCUACCAAAGUUUAUUGGAUAGACGGGGCAAAUCAUGGCAUGGGAGUGAAAGGACGAACUGAGGAAGAAAUAAUGGAUGAAAUUGAACCGUUUGAAGAUGUGUGA